AUGGAUGUAUUUGGGAUCUUUAUCUCUCCAUUCGUACAAGCUAUGGUUGAUAACUUGUCCUCUUAUUUUAGCAACUUAGUGAGCACAGCCGACGCUGGCACUGGCAUCCAGAAUCUGAAGAAGGCAUUAGAGGAUUUAGAGACUCUGUUGGCUGAUGCAGAGAACAAACAAGUGUACGACAAGGAUAUCAAAAAGUGGCUAGAAGAGGUUCAACCUUUGGCUUAUGACGCAGAUGACUUAUUGGAUGACUUUGACACUGAAGCUCUCGAAAGGAAGCUAAUGGCGGAGGAGACGACAAUGGGAAGAAGACCAGCUAAGUUUCCACGUCUCUCUUCUAUUGUUCCAUUCAAUUUAAAAACUGGGUCAAAGCUAAAUGAGAUUACUAGUCAAUUACAAGAAGUUGCUACAAAAGGAAAAGAUCUUGGUUUAGAUAAAAGACUUGUUGGGAGGAUGUCUACAGAUUUACGGCAGAGAUCACAAACUACAUGUUUGAAGGAGCCUCACAUUCAUGGAAGAGAUGAAGACAUCAAGCAAAUUAUCGAAUUGCUGCUUGCGGAUGCUCCUGCUGGAAACCUUUUUGAUGUAAUUCCUAUUGUAGGAAUGGGUGGGAUUGGCAAGACUACACUAGCUCAGCACAUUUACAAUGACGACAGAGUGGAAAAGCAUUUCAAUCUAAAAGCAUGGGCAUGUGUAUCUGAUGACUUCGAAGUUAUGAGAAUAACAAAGGCAAUUCUCGAGUCGUUCACUCACGGUUCAUGUAAUUUUAGUAACUUAAAUGAGGUGCAAGUUCAACUUAGCAAAACGUUGGCAGGGUCCAUUUGA
Camellia sinensis is the source of this 822-nucleotide messenger RNA. Lineage: Eukaryota; Viridiplantae; Streptophyta; Magnoliopsida; Ericales; Theaceae. The record is from RefSeq and is a predicted model, not a curated record.